This is a messenger RNA of Olea europaea var. sylvestris, 1331 nucleotides long. RefSeq names its product probable CDP-diacylglycerol--inositol 3-phosphatidyltransferase 2. Gene Ontology annotation, molecular function: CDP-diacylglycerol-inositol 3-phosphatidyltransferase activity. The record is from RefSeq and is a predicted model, not a curated record. The transcript is spliced from 10 exons. Lineage: Eukaryota; Viridiplantae; Streptophyta; Magnoliopsida; Lamiales; Oleaceae. Gene Ontology annotation, biological process: phosphatidylinositol biosynthetic process. The coding region runs from base 359 to 1036 and encodes 225 amino acids. Gene Ontology annotation, cellular component: membrane; Golgi apparatus.
ACAUUAAAAUUUGAAUUUUAAUUAUUAGUAAAAGGUGGCAUAAUAUUCUUCCAUUUUCGACGAGGAAGAAAUGGAUAUCAUUUCACAUCCGAUUUGAACUUUCUUUCUUUCUUUCUUUCUUUAUCAAACUCUUCUUUUCUUGCUUUCCCUCAUGAUUUUCAGAUUGAUAAGGGGAAUUAUUCACCCGGGAUAGUGGAUAUUUUGAUAUUCAGUUACUCCCAAAUAAAUAUAUUGAAAACUACCCAAAUCGUCCGUAUUUAAGUUGAAUUUUUUAAAUAGGAUUAGAUGCGGAAAUUGUUACAUCUACUGUAAAUUCCGUAUAAUUCCAGUGAUAGUGAUUCCAAUCCUUGGUGCAGUUAUGUCGGACAAAUCGAGACCCAGCACAUUAAGUGUUUACCUAUACGUCCCCAACAUCAUUGGAUACGUGAGAAUUAUACUGAAUUGCUUUGCCUUUGCCAUAUGCUUCAAGGACAAAUAUCUUUUCUCAGUUCUUUAUUUUAUUAGCUUUGCUUGUGAUGCAUUAGAUGGUUGGUUUGCGCGCAAAUUGAAUCAAGUUUCAACCUUUGGAGCUGUUCUCGACAUGGUUACAGAUAGGAUAAGCACUGCCUGCUUGCUGGUAAUACUCUCCCAAGUUUAUAGGCCUGGCUUUGUUUUCUUGUCGUUGCUCGCUCUAGAUAUUGCUAGCCACUGGUUACAAAUGUACAGUUCCUUCUUGGUAGGCAAAACUAGUCAUAAAGACGUAAAGGACAGUAGCAGUUGGCUGUUCAGGGCUUACUAUGGGAAUCGCAAAUUUAUGGGUUACUGUUGUGUAUCCUGUGAGGUUCUUUACAUUAUUUUGUUUCUUCUAGCGACAAAGGAAACCGAGAAUUUGACUGAUGUAUUAGUGAAUGCUGCAAUGCAGAGUUGGAUGUACUUAACUCUAUUUGCUUUAAUUCUAUUCGGAUGGACAAUCAAGCAAUCAGUCAAUCUUAUCCAGAUAAAGACUGCAGCAGAUGCAUGCAUACUAUAUGACAUCAACAAAAAGCAAAGGGAUUGAUGCAGUAAUAACUAAUUGGAGAGCUACGUGCAGCAGUCGUUUACCAAACGACGUGUUUUCUUCUCUUCGAGGAGCACUUUAGUUCCAUCCUGGUUGCUCUGUGGACCUGCAAUUUGGAUCGAGUUGAACUCGUGGACUGUUUGAAUGUGUUUAUCUUUGAAUCUGCAAAGGAAAGCUUAUAUGGCUGUGCAUGUUUGAAUAUUAGUGAAGUACAUUUUGUACAGCGCCUCUUGGAAAUUGACCAAUUUUUUUACAUAAUUCUUGUGUUAUAUGUGAAUUUAUUCUCUUGCUGUUU